Molecule: messenger RNA, 2980 nt
Organism: Polyodon spathula (Mississippi paddlefish)
Lineage: Eukaryota; Metazoa; Chordata; Actinopteri; Acipenseriformes; Polyodontidae
Product: tetraspanin-7-like
Exons: 8
Coding region: 119-868 (249 amino acids)
Cellular component (GO): membrane
Source: RefSeq, a predicted model, not a curated record
CGAGAGCUGUUGCGCGGUGAUAGACUGCAGCUGAGCAGAGCCCCGUGGAGAACCACAGCAACGUAACGCGACACAAAAUCCUGUCCUCUAAUAAUCCAGCGUUUGGGUUUGGUAUGGUAUGGCAUCAAGGAGAAUGGAGACCAAACCAGUGAUAACCUGCCUCAAAACCCUCCUAGUCGUCUACUCCUUCGUAUUUUGGAUCACAGGUGCAAUCCUACUUGCUGUUGGAGUAUGGGGCAAGCUCACCUUGGGGACGUACAUUUCCCUUAUUGCUGAAAACUCCACCAACGCCCCCUAUGUCCUGAUCGGAACUGGUACUACUAUUAUUGUCUUUGGGCUGUUUGGAUGCUUUGCCACAUGCCGUGGAAGCCCAUGGAUGCUGAAAUUGUAUGCUAUGUUCCUGUCUCUGGUGUUCCUGGCUGAGCUGGUGGCUGGUAUUUCUGGCUUUGUGUUCCGACAUGAAAUCAAGGUCACAUUCCUCAGGACUUACAACGAAGCUGUCCUCGACUACAACGCGAGUGAUGAGCGAAGCAAGGCAGUGGAUUAUGUACAGACAAGUCUGCGCUGCUGUGGAGUGCAGAACUACACCAGCUGGUUCAGCAGCAACUACUUCCAUGACAACGGCAUCCCGCGCAGCUGCUGUGCCAACGUCAGUGACUGCAGCCAACAGGACAUGCGCAAUGCCACCAUUGCUUACACCAAGGUGUACCAGCAGGGCUGUUACGAUUUGGUGACCAGCUUUAUGGAGACCAACAUGGGCAUCAUAGCUGGAGUUGCUUUCGGAAUUGCGUUUUCACAGUUAAUUGGAAUGCUGUUGGCCUGCUGCCUGUCACGAUUUAUCACUGCCAAUCAAUAUGAAAUGGUGUAACGGCAAGGGAAGAGGGGAGAUAAAGACUGCAUCUGUCAACCUGAAAUAGUGGAAGACUGUGGGAGGACACCUCAAGAAUGCUAGCACACUCCAUUCUCAUUCUUUCUGCUCUCUUCAAAUUGUAGUGCAACAACGCUAGCACACUCCGUUCUCUUUCUCUCUGCUCACUACUUAUUGUAACACAUCCUUCCUUGACAUACAGUUGUCCCAUGAAAACAAGCUUACUUUACUACCCUUAACGAUCCCUGUCGGCCUCAAGAUCAGUGUGUCAACUUUAUAACAUAGGUCCUUCGCCGCUGUGGACAUGCAUGUAGUAUCUGGGUUGUAUCUUUGCUAUUUAAAAUGUGUAAGCAUUAACUACAUUUCUAUAAAAGACUAAAAAUCUAAAAAAACUGUUGAUACAUUCUAGUUUUCCAUCCAGUACCUUUUUAUUUUCAGCCAAAAAGGAAAGAUUUUCAGAAAUGAUGCAAGUAUACAUGAAAAUAAUAACAAGAAAAGAAAAACAAUGUAAAGAUGUAGUGCUUGAAGGGAGCACUUCUCCCGGAUGUUAGACUACAGUCUCUUAAUCUUACUGUAUGCGUAACGCUUCUGCUUUUUGUUGCUAUAUUGAGUACAUCACUGUAUCUGAUCCUGUGUAAUGUUAUUAUUACUAAAAUGUGCGCAGUUGCUUUGUAUAUGAAUAUUCUUUGUAUUGUGUGUGGUUUUUUUUUGUUUGUUUUGUUUAGUAGGUCAGUGAUCCACAAACUUUCAGGAAGCUGGUUUGGGGUUUAAAUAUUUUCUUAACAGAGUCUAUGGAAUUCAAAAGGGGUUAAAUAAGAACAAAACACACUUCAGCUUUGUCCUUGUGGUUGUGUAUAGUGUUGCAAUGCAACUUGGGGUUUAAUAAGAAAAUAAAGGAUUUUAUUUUUUAAUGACAUUAUUUUGUUGUAUAGUUACCAUGUUGUAACUACAUGUUCUGAUUUAUAUUAGAACCUCAGAGUUAUGAACACCACAACUGACUGGUCAACCAAACACAACACCUGAAACCAGACACAGGGCUCCUGUAAUAGGUGUGUUUAAAUGAAAAACACAGCUCUGUUGGCUUCUUUUUGGUUAUUAUUAUUAUUAUUAUUAUUAUUAUUAUUAUUAUUAUUAUUAUUCCUCAUUUUAAAUAUGUAAACCUUGUAUUAAUACGGUACACAUACAAUACAUUAUUGAACAGUUUCAGAGUUAGACACUUCAGUCUUAUGAGCAUCCUCCAUUCCCUUUGUGUUCAUACCUGUGGGGUUCUACUGUCGUUAAGUGAUACCCAAGGCUUUGAAAUGAAAGAAGAAAACAGUCCACAACAGUUUCAGACUUUAUUCCACUCCCAAUAGUCUUUUAAAUCAUGAGUCCAAGCUUCGUGAGGCCUACAAAUAAUGGUUUGAAAAUAAGGCUGUCACUUUAAAUUUGUCUGAGAAAUAUCGUUUAUCUUGCUAUAGCCCUGUUCAGUUGCACAUUAGAAACGCACAGUGCCUCAUGAAUAUCAGUUGUGCACUUCUGCCAUUCUCUUGCAAAUCAGUGCAGCUGUUAACUGUAAAAUCACAUAACCUUCCUAUUUGCAAAGCUACAGCCUGCUUCUUGAAAACCCUGCUGGAAAACACUGGAAAAUUUUGUUCUUACUGAAACGUCAAACAACUGUGCAUUUACAGUAGGUCUAAAUGGCUUCUUGUGCUGUAUUAGAUCACUGUUGUAACUGCAUAGAGUGUCCCUUGCAGUCCUGGGUGCAGGAGUAAAGGGAGCACUGAAUUAGAUGACUUUAACCUUAUUUAAUAAAACUGUGAUGUGAGUAACUCAGGCUGGGUGAUUCAAAAGCAGCCUUCUGUAUUAUUUGUUGUGUACUGUACGUGUUUAUUGCCUUGUUUUGAAGUUGUUGCAGGCUGCCACCAGUGAUGUUUGUGUAGGUGGUUUAGUGUUCAAAGCAAACUAGAAAAUUCAGUAGAAAAAAAUCUCCUCAGUUUGAAGGGAUUAUAAAAGUUUUCGUAUAAAAAAAAAAAAAAAAAAAAACUUUUUAAACUCAUCACCAGCUAGCAUGCCAACAAAAGUAUGUUGAUAUUGUAAGCAAUUGUGAUCUUUAAUAAACAGUCAUUACAA